Molecule: messenger RNA, 3432 nt
Organism: Venturia canescens
Lineage: Eukaryota; Metazoa; Arthropoda; Insecta; Hymenoptera; Ichneumonidae
Product: titin
Exons: 4
Coding region: 414-2774 (786 amino acids)
Cellular component (GO): nucleolus
Molecular function (GO): telomerase inhibitor activity; nucleic acid binding
Source: RefSeq, a predicted model, not a curated record
GAACAUUGAAUGAUUUUUUCAUAUUUUUCUAAUGAACGGGAAUCCGAAAAACUUUUUAUCUAUCAAUUGAGAAUAAUAUGUGAAUUGUUGAUUUAAAAAACAAAAAAUCGGCUCAUCUCACAUAACUCUUGGUCAGCAGAUAGCCCGUUGCGCGCGUCACCAUGGCGCACUUCGCGGUGUGUGGCCGUUGGUAUAGGCUGUUUUGAACUUGGAUGAUCGUGGUCCGUGGUUUUGAUUCUCACUUGUUGGAGGGUCUCUUUGAAUUUGCCAUAACCUCAACAAAAUCAUUUGUUCUCGCGCGCAGACCAGGCCUGUCUUCGAUUCAUUGUUCCAUUAUUCUUCACAUGGAAUGUUCAAUAUUAUUAGUCAAAAAUUCAUAAAAUUCAGAGUAUCGUGAGAAAAAAUCGCUUAAAAUGGCGAUGUUGGCGGAGCCUCGGAGAAAACAAAGGUGGACUCUCAAUCCACGAGGAAAACAAUGGAGUGAUGACUCCAAUAAGUUUGGUCAAAAAAUGUUGGAGAAAAUGGGAUGGAGUAGCGGCAAAGGUUUGGGACGAAAUUUGGAUGGUAUGACCGAACACAUCAGAGCGCGAUUUAAAAAUGAUCAGGGUGGGAUCGGUUAUUCGAAUGACGAUCAAGACAAACAAUGGACUCAGCAUCAAGAAGGAUUCAAUGAAUUACUACAAAAAUUACAAGGUAGCGAAACUGCUGAGCCAGUACCCAAAGAGAAUGAAUUAAGCGGCAAGUCGCUAGAGCUCAAGUCUCAGCAGAGUCGAGCCAGAGUCCAUUACAAAAAAUUCACACGCGGGAAAGACGUUAACAAGUACAGUACAAAAGACUUGGCGAAUAUAUUCGGUAAAAAGGAUUUAACUGAAAAACAAGAAGAUCCAGUUACCAUUAAGCAAGAGGUUGAAAAAGAUAGCGAAGUGACCAUUUCAGAUCCUGUAGGAACGAACGAUUCGUCUCAUGGUGUGGUAACGAUAAAAGGCGGUUCUAUAGCCGAUUAUUUCAAGAAUAAAAUGGCUUUGCUCGGUCGUAAAGCCACGAGCGUGGAGACAAAUGCCGUCGAAAAUGAACCGGAGAGCGAGGAUGACAGAUACGUGGGUUUUGGUUUCGCAGGAUCGACAAAAAAGCCGGAAAAUACGUUUAUGAAUCCGGCUUUUGAACCCGACAGUUCUACGAAAACGAGCGUAACUCCGGGCAAACGUAAGAGCGAUUACGUUUUUGAAAAUCCGGCUCUCGAGAUGGGCGAUAGCCCGAAAGAAAUGGAGCGUACACCGAAACGUCGUAAAAGAGAAUUUGCUUAUGAAAACGGUGGCGCGGAUCUUGACUUGAAUGCCAGUCCGGAAAAAACUCCGAACAUCGAGAAAACUUAUAAAACUUCAGAUGAAUCAGCAAUAAAUGAAGAAUUUUUGGUGAGUACUGAAUCCGUUGAAUCAGGCAAUAAGAGAAAGCGUAGGAAAAAGUCGAAAGAAAUUACUGUAGUGAACGUAGGAUUCGUCAACGAGGCGUUGAACCUCGAGACUCGUAACAGUGUCGAAGAAAACGCAGCCAUUAGUCAAUUCGAAAUUCCUCGACCGGCCGUUGGUCUUGCAAACGAUGCGCUCGACUUGUCGGAUGAAUCAACCGGCAAGAAGCGUGUUACUUUUAACGAUACAGUGGAGUAUGAUACAAACGUUGGGAAAACUCGAGGUAAAAAGAGAAAAGACAAAAAUAAUGCUGCCAAGCUCGAUAAAUUCGAGGUAGACAAUGAGAAAUUGAAAAAGAAGAGGAGAAAGGAAAAGUCAUUGGAAUCAACGGCGACUGAAAAUGCAUUUACGAAUGAAGCGAUGGAACAGGAGAUUUUUAGUCAAGAGGCAGUCGAUAACGCGGUCAAUGAGAGAAAGAUGGAAAAAGUUCGACGGAAACGACGAAUGUCUAAUUUGGAAACUAUCGAAGAAGCUCCGGAAGAAGAUAGAGAAGAACUGACCCCAGCUGCAGCGGAAGUUGUGACAUUGGAUGACAGUUUGGUGGGUGAGACGAAUGAAAGUUUCGAAAGUAUGAGUCUUGACACACCAAAAGGUAAAAAAAAGAAGAGGAGCAAGCGGAACGCCGAAAAGAUUGAAGGACAGGAGAACGACUCGUAUUUGGUUAAUCAAAGCUUCAGCGACGUCGAAUUCAUUGAAGAAAUUCAAUCUACAAAAUCGAGGGAUGAAACGAAGUCGAAAAAACAAAAGAAAAAGAAGGAGCCGGAGGAAGAGGAAGCGAUAGAAAUGGAAAUAAUUGUUAACACCGAGGAUAGUGAAAAGAAAAAAAAGAAGCGUAAGAAGGAACCGAAAACUGACGAAGCGUACGUAAUUGAAGUGAUCGAAGCCUUAGACACGAGUUUGGAACAAUCGAAUGAGGAAAAAAUAAAGACAAAAAAGAAAGAGAAAUCGAAGAAAAUUGUUGACAAAGAAAAUAUUGAAGUUAUUCUUGAAAAUACGGGAAUUCCUGAACCCGAAAACAAGCGAAAGAAAAAACAAAAAAAGAAAGUUUCCACCGAGAAAAAAGAAACAGAGGAAAAAGCAUCUUCAGCCAGUGAAAAUGUUCCAGAAAACGAUUUACACGUUCAAGAUAAAAACCUGGAACUCGAAGGCGCAGUCGUCGACGGUGAAGGCGAAGCCCACAGCCCUUGGGACAAUAGAGGUAAAAUAUCGAAAAAAAUCUUCAAAACGCUUUUUAUGAGAAGCCCUGUCGUACACUUCGCUGGCUCCAACAUAAACGAGAUCAAAGGUUACGGAGUGGAUUUUAACUGAAUUCGAAUUAAGCUCGUAAUUUGUGCUCGAGUGUGAAGUUAGAUUUUGCCAAGGUAUUUUAUAAAAGGCCUCUUUUUAAAAUACUUUGGGAUUUAUCAUUGUUUUCCCUUGAAUCAGCAGAUUCGUACAUUUGAUUCUUCAAAUGAAUUUUGAAUGCAAAAUCGUACCAAAUUUACCAUAAGUCAAUUCCAGUAUGAGGAAAUACGAAAUCAUACGUGCAACAUUGUUUGCAUUUUCAUUAAUGUGGAAAAAACGUGAUUUUAGAUUGAAAUUCGUAAAUUUUUUUUAUCAAACAGAAUUCCAAAGUUCCCAUAAGUGCCUACAACGACCUUGGCGUGUCUUUCCAGGUUUGAGUAUGUCGAGCUCAAAGUUGAAAAGAAAUAUGGUGAAAUAUUCAAGAAUUAGAAUACAAAUCGAGCGUACAAAUAGUGAAUGAUCCAUUAACAUAAACUUUUCAAUUUUUUCUCCAAUUAAGAAUUAAAGAAAUGAGAUAAUAUUGAGUUUUUAUGAAAACUCGAUUCUAUAUCAUUUCAUUGAGUUUUUACAACUCAAUUGUAUAUUCGAAGUAUUUGAUACGUCGUUUCGAAGUAACCAAAAAUGUAUUUAUUGGGGCGAUUAAAAAAUGAUUUUUUGCGAUUACACACGACUUUAAAGAAAA